CAAGGAUACUGAACACAGAAGAACCGAUUCUAAGGCUAGAAUAUCAUCAGCCAACAACAAGCAAAAAAAGAAAAGCAGCCCCAAAAAAGAAGAAAGCAGAAUCUGAAGAAUCAGACGAUGAAUGUGAAGAAGUGGAGACAAGCAACAGGCCGCCUUCUGUAAAUCUAAGAACAAGAGUAGGACCAGCCCCUUUCAUAAAGUUGAUUAAACAAUUAGAUGAAAGAAAAAAAAGCAGCAGUUGAAAGGAUUGGAUUUGGGGGAUUACUGCAUUUAAACUUUGACAGAUUCUGUGGAGAUUUGGUUGCGUUUUUGUUGAAGAACUUUAGACCAAUUUCAGGACAGCUACAACUUGCCAAUGGUGAGCUGCUAGAUAUUGAAGAUGAAGAUGUCAAAGCUGUAUUUGGUCUGCCAAAGGGAAAGAUAGAAGUUCAAGAAGCGAAUGCGAAGAAUGAAACUGAAGAGUAUACCCAACUGCUACAAGAAUGGAGAGAAGAAUGGGGGAUUGAUAAAGGAAGCCCUCAAACAUAAAAAAUGAUUGAAAAAAUAGUUGCAGAUACUGACUCUGGAGACAGAUUCAUCAGAAACUUUGUGGUCUUUACAGUCUCUUGCCUGAUCAGAGGAAACCAGAGUGUUAACAACAAUUUUAAAAUAUUGAUGUCUUUGGUUAAUGUAGCUGAUAUACCAAACAUGAAUUGGUGCAACUACACAAUAAUAUCGUUGAUGGAUGCAGGCGAGGAAUGGCAAACUAAUCAAUCAAAGAUGUUCAGUGGACCAUUACUGUUUCUAAUGAUAUGUUACUUUGACCGAGUACAAUUCAAAGGCCAAAUUAUGCAGAGUGCUUAUCCAACCAUUAGAAUCUGGGACAAGGAGAGAAUUGACAAAAGAGUCAAAGAUGAGAGAAAGGUGGGCUUUGGUCUGGGAAAGGUGACAAAGCGAAUAAUAACAGUCGAAGAGGAAGACAAAGAUGAAGAGGAAGCAGGAAAAGAAGAUGAAGAAAAUGAAGAUGCUGAAAUGUUGUCAAAGGAGGAUUGUGUGAAGGAGAUUAUAGCUGUGGCACAAAAGUUUAGUGAUGCUUUUGUGGAAUUCUCAAAGUUGCCGUCAACCAUUGCAACAAAGUUCCCAAAUUCUGAUAUCUUGAAGAAGAUAUACUUGACCACAGCUGAUUACUUCAUCAAUCAAGCAAAUGGAAAUCAAGCAAAAGGAACUCAACGAUUAUCAGAG
This is a messenger RNA of Cuscuta europaea, 1221 nucleotides long. NCBI's taxonomy places the organism in Eukaryota, Viridiplantae, Streptophyta, Magnoliopsida, Solanales, Convolvulaceae. The record is from the annotation of a GenBank genome assembly.